Messenger RNA from Poecile atricapillus (Black-capped chickadee), 3881 nucleotides. RefSeq names its product integrin subunit beta 1 (gene ITGB1). NCBI's taxonomy places the organism in Eukaryota, Metazoa, Chordata, Aves, Passeriformes, Paridae. The transcript has 17 exons. The record is from RefSeq and is a predicted model, not a curated record. Gene Ontology annotation, biological process: cell-matrix adhesion; integrin-mediated signaling pathway; cell adhesion mediated by integrin. Gene Ontology annotation, cellular component: focal adhesion; cell surface; integrin complex. Gene Ontology annotation, molecular function: C-X3-C chemokine binding; collagen binding involved in cell-matrix adhesion; fibronectin binding. The coding region runs from base 202 to 2622 and encodes 806 amino acids.
AAAGCGGAGUGCGGACCUCCCCUCCCCUCCCCCGCGGGCCGGGCUCCCGCAGCAGCUCGGAGCAGGCGGCGGCGGGCAGCCAGCGAGGAGCGAGCCCGGGCGUCCCGCCGCGCCCAGCCCUGCCCAGCCCAGCCCAGGACGCCGGGGCAGAGAGAGCCGCAGCGAGCCGGGCGGGCCGGAGCGCGCCCGCUGCCCAGAGCCAUGGCCGAGACUAGUUUCAAAUUGUUCACAUGUGCUGGUGUCCUCUGUUGCUUGAUAUGGAAUGGAUUUGCCCAGCAAGGUGGAAGCGACUGUAUAAAAGCUAAUGCAAAGUCAUGUGGGGAAUGUAUACAAGCAGGACCAAACUGUGGCUGGUGUAAAAAAACAGACUUUUUGCAAGAAGGAGAGCCAACAUCUGCCCGGUGUGAUGACUUGGCAGCACUGAAGAGUAAAGGCUGCCCUCUGGAAGAUAUAGAAAAUCCCAGAGGCAACAAACAGCUGCUCGAAAAUAGAGAAGUAACAAAUCGUAAGAAAGGUGCUGCAGAGAAGCUGAGACCAGAAGCCAUUACACAAAUUCAGCCACAGAAAUUAUCACUGCUUCUAAGAGUUGGGGAACCCCAGACAUUUUCAUUAAAAUUCAAGAGAGCUGAAGACUACCCCAUUGACCUUUAUUAUCUUAUGGACCUCUCCUAUUCUAUGAAAGAUGAUUUAGAGAAUGUGAAAAGUCUCGGAACCGCUCUGAUGUUAGAGAUGGAAAAAAUAACUUCAGACUUUCGGAUUGGCUUUGGCUCUUUUGUGGAGAAAACUGUGAUGCCUUAUAUAAGUACAACCCCAGCCAAGCUCAGAAAUCCUUGCACAGGGGACCAGAACUGUACAAGUCCAUUUAGCUAUAAAAAUGUACUCAGCCUUACCAGUGAAGGAAACAAAUUCAAUGAACUUGUAGGCAAACAGCACAUUUCUGGGAACUUAGAUUCUCCUGAAGGUGGAUUUGAUGCAAUAAUGCAGGUUGCAGUUUGUGGGGAACAAAUUGGCUGGAGGAAUGUUACAAGACUAUUAGUGUUUUCCACGGAUGCUGGAUUCCACUUCGCAGGAGAUGGCAAACUUGGUGGAAUUGUUCUGCCAAAUGAUGGGAAAUGUCAUCUGGAAAAUAACGUGUACACAAUGAGCCACUAUUAUGAUUAUCCCUCUAUUGCUCAUCUGGUACAGAAACUCAGUGAGAACAAUAUUCAGACAAUAUUUGCUGUUACUGAAGAGUUUCAAGCAGUCUAUAAGGAACUGAAAAAUCUGAUACCAAAAUCAGCAGUGGGGACAUUGUCUUCAAAUUCCAGCAAUGUGAUUCAGCUGAUCAUUGAUGCAUACAAUUCUCUUUCUUCAGAGGUUAUCCUGGAAAAUACUAAGCUACCAAAAGGAGUGACAAUCAGUUACAAGUCUUUCUGCAAGAAUGGAGUGAAUGGCACACAAGAAGAAGGAAGGAAGUGUUCUAACAUUUCAAUUGGAGAUGAGGUUAUAUUUGAGAUUAAUAUAACAGCUAAUGAAUGUCCAAAGAAAGAGCAAAACGAAACUAUUAAGAUUAAACCACUGGGAUUCACUGAAGAACUGGAAAUUAAUCUCCAGUUCAUCUGUGAGUGUCAGUGUCAAAGUGAAGGAGAACCUAAUAGUCCAGCCUGCCAUGCAGGAAAUGGAACAUUUGAAUGUGGUGCGUGCAGAUGUAAUGAAGGACGUAUUGGAAGACUAUGUGAAUGUAGCACAGAUGAAGUAAAUAGUGAGGAUAUGGAUGCUUACUGCAGGAGGGAGAACAGCACAGAAAUCUGCAGUAACAAUGGAGAAUGCAUUUGUGGACAAUGCGUGUGCAAGAAAAGGGAAAACACCAAUGAGGUGUAUUCUGGCAAAUACUGUGAAUGUGACAACUUCAACUGUGAUCGAUCAAAUGGUUUAAUCUGUGGAGGAAAUGGGAUCUGUAAGUGCAGAGUGUGCGAGUGUUUCCCCAACUUCACUGGCAGCGCCUGUGACUGUUCCUUGGAUACUGCACCGUGUAUGGCAUCUAAUGGGCAGAUUUGCAAUGGAAGAGGAACCUGUGAAUGUGGCACCUGUAACUGUACAGAUCCCAAAUUCCAAGGCCCCACAUGUGAAAUGUGUCAGACUUGCGUCGGUGUCUGUGCAGAGCACAAGGACUGUGUUCAGUGCAGAGCUUUUGAUAAGGGAGAGAAGAAGGAGACGUGUUCCCAGGAAUGUAUGCAUUUCAACAUGACGCGCGUGGAGAGCCGGGACAAGCUGCCGCAGCCCGGCCAGCCCGAUCCCCUGUCUCACUGCAAAGAGAAGGAUGUUGAUGACUGCUGGUUCUACUUCACUUACUCUGUCAACUCAAAUGGUGAAGCCAAUGUCCACGUGGUGGAGACCCCAGAGUGCCCCAGCGGUCCUGACAUCAUUCCCAUUGUAGCCGGUGUGGUUGCUGGAAUUGUUCUUAUUGGACUUGCAUUAUUAUUGAUUUGGAAACUACUAAUGAUCAUUCAUGACAGAAGAGAAUUUGCUAAAUUUGAAAAGGAGAAAAUGAAUGCCAAGUGGGAUACGCAAGAAAAUCCAAUAUACAAGAGCCCUAUUAACAAUUUCAAGAAUCCAAACUAUGGACGUAAAGCUGGUCUCUAAGUCUCAGGUGAAAAUCCUAUUUACAAGAGUGCAGUGACAACUGUGGUCAAUCCUAAAUAUGAGGGAAAAUGAGCACUGCUUGUAUAACUUCACAACACUGUAUGCAGCAUAGCAACUUUUGUAGUCACAAUAAGAUAGAUUUAGGGCAAACUGCAGUGAUUUUACUAAUUCAUUACAUAUAGGUUUGUUUUCCUGUGUGAAAAUGUACCAUAUGUAAUUUUUUUUUUUAAUUUUUUUUACAUUUUUUUUUCUUUUGGUUUGUUUUUGUUUUGUGUUUUUUUUUUUGCAAAUAAGAGUACUUGGUGCCAGAGGUUGGACAAAAAAACUUGAGACUAUGUAGCCUAGUCAGCCCAGGAUCACAUGGUGCCUUUCUGACCUUUCCCAUUCCCAUGCUGUGAAUCCAGGUCUUGUGCAGGGCGUGAUGCUGCAUGGCAUGACUGGGAGGGAAGGGGUUAAAGCAAUCAGCAUGAGGGCUCUGCCUAGCCAUUUAGUAUUAAACUUUUUAGCUUUACAGGGAAAUCAGGGCUUGAGUUUGCAGAUGUAAUUAAACUCAUGUAGCAUGGAGCUGGUGGUUAAUUGGUCUUUGUCGUGCUAGAGGUAUGAUUAAGUAUUUGGUAAGUUGAGCUGGAAGGGAGCAGUGUAAAAGACUGAAAAGCGUGUGCAUACUUACCUUUGAUUUUUAAGUUGCCUAUUGCCAGGUUAUGGUUAAAAGGAAAGGUUUUGAGAAGAAUGUUGAGAAGGAAAAAAUAGCUUUAAAACAUGUGCCAUUACUGAAGAAGUUGCUGACCAGUAACUUGCUUAGUUUUUCUUUGUAAAUUCAAGCCCUGGGUGGCAGUAUCAUGAAGUACCUUACCAAGACAUCCUCAGAUCACCUAAGGGCCUUACGUGAUGCUGUGUCUUUAUUCUGUAAUGUUUCUUUGCUUUCAAGCCUGGUGCUUCGUCACCUUCUAAUCUUCCUAACGUAUUUGGUUGCGAUACUUUUUGUAAUAUUUUUGUAUCAACACAAGCUUUUUUUCCUUGUUUGUUUUUUUGAGCAGUCUUAGCUGUAAAUUUGCCUUUACCCCGUAGCUAAGAUUGCAUAGUUUGUCAUAUGACGAGUCACACAUCAUUCUUGACAUGUGCCAUGUAUAUUUGCCUCUGACCAUUCAAACUGCAUCAUAGUCAUAUUCUUGUUUUAAGUGCCUUUUUAUUUUAACAGAUGUUCACUUUUUACAGUGCUAUUACUGAAGUUAUUUAUUAAAUAAAAGUACCUUAAAAUA